Oncorhynchus mykiss (rainbow trout) is the source of this 2393-nucleotide messenger RNA. The record is from RefSeq and is a predicted model, not a curated record. NCBI's taxonomy places the organism in Eukaryota, Metazoa, Chordata, Actinopteri, Salmoniformes, Salmonidae.
AUAGUGGGAAAAAUAUAGCGGAUGGGGAGGGAAUUAUAGGAGGGGAGAAUAGGGAUAUAAUAGUAAAAAAUGUUAGACCUGGUGCUCAAAGCACAUGGCUACUUAAUAUGCAUUGUUGACACAUCCCUGCCAACUCCUCCUCUCACCCAGCAAAACCCCCCAUUUCCCCUCCUCCUUCCACAGAGAAGAAUGGGCAAUAUCCUUGGGCAAUCCUUCUCAUUGACCUUACCUUCAACAGCGAGAAGGGGGUCGACACCCUGGGCAUCUCGUUGCUGGACUACAUCCGCAUCCAGGCAAUCUGGAAACCACCUCCACUGUAUACAGGACCCACCCGGUGUACAGCUGCAUAAUCACCAAGGGCGGCGUGAUUAUGCCGGUUUAUCACUGAGCACGGGGCUCCACAUCCUCGGAGUCAUUCCACCUCCACCAGUUCAUCCCAGUCCCUCCGAUUCUGAUUGGGAGCCCCCACUGGCAAGGUGCCCAUCCCCGACAGGAGCUGGAUCAUCUAGCCGGACCCCUGCUGUCUCCGGCUCCACACCUACCCCCGCCCUGCAAGGUGUGAAGUCUGACAAAGAAGCAGAGGUGGGGAAGGGCUAAAUCUGCAAUCAGAGAGGAGGAGGGUCGUUGGCACUCUGUGCUGGAGGAGGAUGUGGGUGCCACCACCUCCAGUAUUCAGACCGAAGAGGCCAUCAGGACCUCAGCUGGACAUGACGUCUAAGUACAGCCCCAUGCAACUUUUUCAGCUGUUUUUCACCUCGGCAGUUGUUGAUUCCGUGGUGUCGAACACAAACAAGUAUGGUGCUAAGAAGCAGGCAGGCAAGAAAGAGGGAUGGAAGCCCAUUUCCAUGUCAGAUCUUUUUUGUUUCAUGUCAAUGGUCAUGUACAUGGGUACAUUGUGAAGCUAAAAACCCUGAAAGAUUACUGGAAAACUGCUCCCCUCUAUCAACUGCCUUUCCCGUCCACGGUCAUGUCAUGCAAGAGGUUUCUGACAAUCUCACGGGCGCUUCAUAUCAGUGACCCAGAAGUUGAUGAGGACAACGAGAAGAAGAGAGGCACAGCAAGGUUUGAUAGGCUGUGCAAAAUAAAACCUCUCUACCCCAGCAUCGUUGAGGCUUGCAAAACCUAUUUUCAGCCUGCCCAGAACAUUUCCAUCGAUGAGAGGAUGGUAGCUUCAAAAGCCAGAAUUGGCCUAAAACAAUACAUGCGCAACAAACCAACUAAAUGGGGUUACAAACUGUUUGUUUUGGCUGAUUCUGUGUGUGCAUACACGUGCAAUUUUUUUGCUUAUGAGGGGAAGAACAGUUUUGCGACCGGUAAGGGACUUAGUUAUGACUCUGUUAUGCAGUUAUUAGAUUUUCAACUGCUGGGGAAGGGCUACAAACUUUUUGUGGACAACUUUUACACAAGCCCUACCCUGUUUACAGAGCCGAGGAAGCGGGAUGUGUGGGCUUGUGGCACCAUUCGGCCCAAUAGAGUGGGCUUUCCAAAAACCAAGGUGAAUGACAUGCCUAAGCGGGCUACCAUGAGAUGGAUCCGUGAAGAUGGCCUGCUCUUUGUGAAGUGGAUGGUGGUCAUGUGCUCCAGUAUCCACAAGUCCUUCAGUGGAGAUCACGUCGUCAGGCGUGUGAAGGACGCUACUGGGGCAUGGACCACCAAAAAUGUCCCCAUUCCUGAAGCCAUCAAGGACUACAACAAGAGCAUGGGAGGUGUAGACCUCUCUGAUGCGCUUAUAGGAUACUAUAAUGUUCUCCACAAGACAAUGAAGUGGUACAAGACAUUUUUCUACCAUUUUGUUGACAUUUCUGGAGGAUGAAGGCAUUCACCACAGCAGGAAAUGGCUCAGAGCUGUGGACAUCCCCCCAUCUCACAGCUAGCCUUCAGGGAGCUGCUCAUCCAGGAGCUUGCUAGCUACAGCAAGUCCACUGUAGCACCUUCUGUCCCCAUCUACGUCUGGCCCCUCUGCUCCAACCAGUAGUGCAGCAACAAUAAAAACAGAAAACAAAUGUUUAUUUCCUUGUAUUUUCUUCUACCAGAUCUAUGGUGUUCUAUUCUCCUACAUUCAAUUCACAUUUACACAAAAUUCAGAGUGUUUCCUUUCAAAUGGUACCAAGAAUAUGCAUGUCCUUGCUUCUGGGCCAGAGCUACAGGCAGUUAGAUUUGGGUAUGUCUUCAGGCGGAAAUUGGAAAAAGUGGAGGGGUAGCUUUAAGAGGUUUGCUUAACGUUAACAGCAACAGCUCUCCCACCCUAAUCGUGCAUUGUUCUCUCAGGUACCAGAGCAAAUGCAAUGCAUUUCCAGGCAUUCCUGUUGGAUGGACUGGUGAGGUGGAACGAGGACCGUGCACAGGCAGCAGUGGAGGGAAAGAACAGGAAGCCCCUGCUCUCCUACAGUGGC